Messenger RNA from Nanorana parkeri, 838 nucleotides. RefSeq names its product C-factor-like. The transcript is spliced from 3 exons. The record is from RefSeq and is a predicted model, not a curated record. Bases 39 to 830 code for a protein of 263 amino acids. Lineage: Eukaryota; Metazoa; Chordata; Amphibia; Anura; Dicroglossidae.
CUCUGUUUCAUAAUCACCAGCUCUGACGGCAUGACAGUAUGUCCGGAGGAAUCGCUCUGGUUCAGGGAGCAAGCCGGGGUCUUGGCCUACAAUUCUGCAAGUUCCUAGUCCAGUCCAGCAAGUGCAAACAAGUAAUCGCCACAUGCAGAGAGCCGCAGUCUGCUGCUGCUUUACAAGUAUUGAAGCAGCAGCACCCACAUCUACUCACCAUUAUGAAACUGGAUGUAAGCAGCCAGCUUGCUAUACAGCAAUGUGAACAGCAGGUGGCGCUGUCUUUCGGCAGCCUGGAUCUACUAAUCAAUUCCUCGGCAAUGCUGCACCCUAGUGGUAGAGGAGAGAAAAGCCUCAGAGAAGUCUCCGCAGAGGGCCUAUCGUUGGCACUUUCUACAAACACCAUAGGCCCCCUGUUGAUGGCUAAACAUUUUGCGCCUCUUCUUCUGAAUGGUACUGGGACAUUUGGAGCUCAGUCAACUGACAGGUCCAAGCAGCACAGCGCCAUUUUAAUAAACAUGAGCGCUAAAGUGGGCUCCAUAGCUGACAAUGGCUUAGGUGGAUGGUACAGCUACCGGAUGUCUAAAGCUGCUCUGAAUAUGGCCACCAAAAAUCUGUCUAUUGAAUUGAAGAGAGGCAGUAAGAAAGUGAUUUGUGUUUCCCUGCACCCAGGCACAGUGGACACAGACUUGUCAAGACCUUACCAUAAGAAUGUACCCAAAGAAAAGCUGUUUUCUCCUGAGCUCUCUGUGACCAGUCUCAUGAACAUCAUUGAUGGACUAAGCAUUGACCAGACUGGAAAGUUUUUUUCUUGGAAUGGCAGUGAAAUUCCUUGGUGAAACAGGUC